CACGCCAUGAUGUGUGUUGUUUAGAGAAGAGAUGCUGACCUAACUUUUAUUUUUGACGUCAACUCAUUUACCUCUCUAAAGUACCUACCUGAACUGCCGAUAUGUCUGCAACUGGAAGCAUGCCCGUUGACAAGACCAAACGAGUAGGGCGUUUUUACUUCGGCGGUGUAGCGAGUGCUAUGGCUGCCUGCUGCACACAUCCUUUGGACCUCAUCAAGGUCCAGCUACAGACACAACAGUCAAAAGUGAAGGUCACAACACUGGUUGGUCGAAUCCUGAAGAAUGAUGGCAUUAUGGGAAUGUACAAUGGUUUGUCAGCUUCAGUCUGUAGACAGCUGACCUACUCUAUGACCCGGUUUGCUAUGUAUGAAACCAUAAAGAAACAGUUGACAAGUGACGGUAGUGUGAUGCCACUUUACCAGAAAAUAGCCACAGCUGCUGUAUCAGGAGCUACAGGGGGAUUUGUGGGCACACCUGCAGAUCUCAUCAAUGUUAGAAUGCAGAAUGAUGUAAAGCUUCCUAAAGACCAGAGAAGAAACUACAAGCAUGCAUUUGAUGGACUGUAUCGGGUGUUCCGGGAAGAGGGUGUCAAGAGGAUGUUUUCUGGUGCUACUAUGGCCAGCUCCCGAGCUGUGAUGGUGACUGUGGGUCAGCUUGCUGGCUAUGAUCAAAUAAAACAAGUAUUGAUGGGCUCAGGCUACUUCAAGGACAACCUGGUCACACAUUUUACCUGCAGCACAAUGGCGGGGACACUAGCAACCUUCCUUACCAUGCCGUUGGAUGUGAUGAAGACACGUAUGAUGAAUGCACCUCCUGGGACCUACUCUGGUUUAGCAGCUUGUGCUUUAGACAUUGGUAAAAAUGGACCUCUAGGUUUCUUUAAGGGAUUUAUUCCAGCCUUUGUACGACUAGGACCACACACUGUAUGUACCUUCAUGUUCCUGGAGCAGAUCCGUAUGAAUUUUGGGGAUGAUCCAAAAUAGUUACAAAAUUGCUCACAUUGAAUCAACAUUUCCUCACUGAAAUUCUUCAGAUGCAUUCACAUGAGAUGUGCCAAAGAGGUCUAUUUGCAAUUUCCAGUGAAGAUGCAUUAGAAUGUGAAGAUUUUGUGAGAAUUGGAGUCCGCUGUCAGGUCGAGCACAGAAAGACUAGUCAGUGUAAUUCAGUCCCUAACAUUCACAGUACACAGAAGCGGUACUUUCUACUAUUAUACACAAGUUAUAUGACUGCUGUUAUUGUUGAGUGAUAAUUUUAUAACGUUAUUCUAUACUUUAACUACAACUGUUGAUUUAUAUUUACAUAGCUUUUAAUAUCUUUAAUGUGAGAUGACAAUAGAUUGAAAGGGAGACUUGUUUUGAAAAUUUGUUUUUUCAAGGUCUUUAAAUUAAGUAAUUUCUCUCUUGUAUAAUUGGUUAUUUACAAAUGAUUGCAAUAUUUUGUUAAAUGUAAUUAUCACCAAAGUUGACUUUGAUAGCUUUUAACUUUUAUUUCAUACAGAAUGGAGGUGGGGGAAGUUGCGGGAAUAUUAAUCUUAUUGUAUGAAACUGUAUUGUUCAUAGAAAAUGUUAGUCUGUCCAGACAUGUAACAGAAUUAAUUGAUAGGAGACAAGUAAUUAUAAUCAUAGUAGUGUUGGUCACAGAGGGUUUUGUCCUUGUUGCUCUCUGUUCCUUUCCAUUUUGUAGGUCUUCAUUCCUGAUAUGACCUAGUGAACAAGUUACUUGUUGCACCUCAAUGAUGUUGAUCUAAAUUUGCCUCCCUUGCAUGACCUUAGCCAUUGUGUGUGGUCUUAUGCUCAGGACAGUUUUGAAAUCAUAUCACCUACUCUAAUAUUAACUGUUGUUUGGUCCAUGUUUUGUAGACAUACAUUCUUUGACCUCUGCUGUUACAUGACCUUAGCUAUUGUCAUACUUUAACUGUUGUCAUGUAACUUUAGCUGUUAUCACAUCUUCAGAUGCUGUUAUGAGAUGUAUCGAAUAUAUAACAGCUUCAGACUAAUCAUUUUGGAAUUGUUAGUGUCACUGUCAGAGAGCAUGUCGCUGUCAAAGAUUGUGUCACUGUCAGAUAGUGUGUCACUGUCAGAUAGUGUCACUGUCAGAUAGUGUGUCACUGUCACAUAGUGUCACUGUCAGAGAGCGUGUCACUGUCAGAGAGUGUCACUGUCAGAUAGUGUGUCACUGUCAGAUAGUGUCACGGUCAGAUAGUGUGUCACUGUCAGACAGUGUGUCACUGCCAGAUAGUGUGUUACUGUUAAAGAGCAUAUAACUGUCAGAUAGCAUGUCAUUGUCAGAGAGUGUGUCACUGCCAGAGAGCAUGUAACUGUCAGACAGUGUGUCACUGUUAAAGAGCAUGUAACUGUAAGAUAGUGUCACUGUCAGAGAGUGUGUCACUGCCAGAUAGUGUGUUACUGUUAAAGAGCAUAUAACUGUCAGAUAGCAUGUAACUGUCAGAGAGUGUCACUGUCAGAGAGCAUGUAACUGUCAGUGUGUCACUGUUAAAGAGCAUGUAACUGUAAGAUAGUGUCACUGUCAGAGAGUGUGUCACUGUCAGAUAGUGUGUCACUGUCAGAGAGUGUGUCACUGUCAGAUAGUGUGUCACUGUCAGACAGUGUGUCACUGUAAGAUACCAUGUCAUUGUCAGAGAGUGUGUCACUGUCAGAUAGUGUGUCACUGUCAGACAGUGUGUCACUGUAAGAUACCAUGUCAUUGUCAGAGAGUGUGUCACUGUCAGACAGUGUGUCACUGUCAGAGAGUGUGUCACUGUCAGAUAGUGUGUCACUGUCAGAUAGUGUGUCACUGUCAGACAGUGUGUCACUGUCAGAUAGUGUGUUACUGUCAGACAGUGUGUCACUGUCAGACACUAUGUCACUGUAUGAUACCAUGUCAUUCUCAGAUAGUGUGUCACUGUCAGACAGUGUGUCACUGUAAGAUACCAUGUCAUUGUCAAAGAGUGUGUCAAUGUCAGAGUGUGUCACUUUCAGAGAGUGUGAAAUGAUAAAGAUUUAGAAUGUGUGGUUUAAAUGUAAUAAGACAACUUCUUACAUAUUGAACUGUGGAUACAUUUUAUAAAGAGCUUUAUUUUAACUUUUGUAAGUAUGCUAGAUAUAGUAUAAUCGGAUAUACUAGAGCGAGUGUAAACAUGUUUUAUUAGUGACAUCUAUUGAUAACGUUUUGAUUGCUUGCUAUAUAACCUUUUUAGCAGUAUCCCUAUCCUGCGUGUUCUUUGCCAAAUCUUUGUUUACUGUAAAUGUUCUUUUUUUAAUAGUUGGCAAGUUUUUGAGGCAUUAGUGAGUCAAUGAUGUGAUUUUUUCAUCCACCACUUAAUGUUUCUGGUGCUUAUGACCUACUGCAUAUGGGAAACCAUUGCUCCGGAUGAUUUUCUCUUUUCUAUUAACAAGAUUUUUUUUUUCAACCAACCUCAAUAUGAUUAACUAUUACUUUGACAUAUAUGUAGCUUGGUAAUUAAUUGUCUAUUAUUGCCUAUUUGUGUUCAGAAAUUUGUUCAAAUUGUUGAUCCCUUAGGGGAAAAAUAUGGCCACUCCCAGUUCUAAAUUAUUAUAUACUGAAAUAAGAACCUUCUACAGAUACUUUAUAAUUGAUGAGGCCUGAAACUGUGGUUUAGAUUUGAUAAAUGGAGACUCUUCAUAGAAAAUUCCAAAUCUUCAGUGAUGGUACAAAGUCUGAUAACACUUACAAAUUCUAUCUAUACAUGAUGUGAAGAAAUAUCAAGAGAGUUCAUUGUCAAUUAAAAAUAAAUAUCCGGAGUUAAUUGUGUCAUUAUAACGAAUAUCCACAGUUAUUGUGUCAUUAUAAAUGAAUAUUAAGAGUUAAUUGUGUGAUUUUAAAUGAAGAUCCACAGUUAAUUGUGUCAUUAUAAAGAAUAUCCAGAGUUAAUUGUAAUUAUAAAU
This is a messenger RNA of Ylistrum balloti, 3905 nucleotides long. Its product is annotated as mitochondrial dicarboxylate carrier-like. Gene Ontology annotation, biological process: succinate transmembrane transport; thiosulfate transport; malate transmembrane transport. NCBI's taxonomy places the organism in Eukaryota, Metazoa, Mollusca, Bivalvia, Pectinida, Pectinidae. The transcript is spliced from 9 exons. The coding region runs from base 102 to 983 and encodes 293 amino acids. The record is from RefSeq and is a predicted model, not a curated record. Gene Ontology annotation, molecular function: antiporter activity; succinate transmembrane transporter activity; thiosulfate transmembrane transporter activity.